ACACUCUUUUCACUUCUUUAACGGUUGACGUUUUGUGACUCUUGAGAGUCAUAACGAGUUUUUUUUGUAUAUAUCAGAGAGUCCCUGUCUAAUGAGUUGACCAGAUCUCGUCAGUCGUCACCAUGGACAUGUCAGGCAUGGAUAUGGGCGGUAUGUCUGCCGGUGCGGGCAUACCGACCUACUUCGAGUUCCAACAGUAUUACUGGGCUGUUGUUGGGACAGUCAUUGCUACUGCGACAGUAGCCAAUGUGUUGAAUAGAUUUCUUGCCAAGCAACGUCUCCUCGAUAAAUCCAAAACACCAUCACAGCCAAAAUCAUCAUUCUUCCAGGCAUAUGCUACCGUUACAGCCAUCACCAGAGAAGUCGCCAAUGCGACAUUGCAGCCCGUGAAACUAGGGGGUUAUACACUACACCUUGCGCCCAUCGGGCCUGUGUCGCUGGUCUUGGCCAACCUCUUGACCAUCCUGGUCAUGAUGUUUUACGGGUUCGAUACCGCGAACUGGUUAAAUUGGGAAAAUAUCGGUUACAGAGCCGGAUUCAUGACCAUCUGCCAAUUACCCUUGAUUAUCCUGCUGGCCGGGAAACAGAACAUUAUUGGACUCUUGACCGGAAGUAGUCAUGAGCAACUGAACUGGUACCAUAGAUGGGUCUCACGGACGCUGUGGCUGUCGGCUACAAUCCAUAUGGGCUUUUGGUUUCGGGAUUACGGCAGAUUUCACUAUAUUCUGACCAUGAUCAAGACCGACUACUACACGAAACAUGGAUUUGCAGCAUGGAUCAUUUUGACUUUUAUUUUCUUAACCUCCUUUGCACCAGUGCGUCGCUGGAAUUACGAGUUUUUCGUCAUUCAACAUAUCGUGACUAUGGCUGGUUUUCUUGCUGCGACCUACCUGCAUGCUCCGCAGGAAGUCAAAGUCUGGGUCUGGAUACCAAUCGGCUUUGUAUGUUUUGAUCGAUUCGCCAGGAUUCUCAUUCUGGCUUUUGCCAAUUUGUCCGCUAUUCACUUUUGGUCGAAGAAGCAACGACCAUUCUUUGCCAAUCAGGCUACAUUUACUCCGCUCGCUGGGAAUGUCACCCGCAUUACCGUUCGGGACCCGCUUAUUACUUGGAGACCCGGACAGCAUGUGUUUUUGAGUUGUCAUUCAGUGGUGCCUCUACAGAGUCAUCCAUUCACCAUCAUGUCACUACCUUCCGACGAUAAAAUUGAGUUCCUCGUGCGUGCCGAGAAAGGUGGUACUCGACGAUUCUUCCGAUUUGCGACGAAACACAGCGCCUUACUAGGAGAGACGCAGUCAUCAGAGAACAGCAAACGAACCGUGUUUAUAGAAGGUCCGUACGGGACAGUUCGACCUCUGCGUCAGUUCGACAGUGUCGUCCUGUUUGCCGGUGGGAUGGGAUGUACCUACACCUUGCCGCUGAUGCGUGAUAUUGUGCAUGCAUGGAAGCGAGAAUCACAAAGUACUUUGCGGUUAGCUGUGACGAAGAGAGUCAAAUUCGUCUGGGUGAUCAAAUCACGCAGUCAAUUGACCUGGCUGGAACCAGAGUUGCAGUCUGUGCUGCAAGAUCUAAAGAACCUCGGACUGCAAAAUCCGCAGAUGGACAGAGAGAUCGAGAUUAGCAUCUACUUAACAUGCGAUGAAGCGUUAGAAAAGUCUACACGGACCGCAGCCCCGACACAGCAACGCGGUUAUACCGAGAUCUCAAGAAAUGACGACAUCGACGAGAAGAAAGCCCUCGAAGCAGAAAACGUCGUCGUUAGAUCCAUCUCAUCAACAUCAGAGUCUUCACAAGCAAACCAGACGACAGGCUGCGGCGUCACGAGGAAGUGCUGCUGCACCAUGACCAUUGAAAACGAAGAUGAUGUCGCAUUCGUACAGAAAUGCACAUGUUCCGGCAAAGCAGCCACCACAACACCCUCUUCGUCGGCAACUCCAUUAGUAGACAUGAAAGGAUUUAAGAGUAUGACUGGACGACCACAUCCCCGGUCUAUUAUCCAUCAUGUCCUGGAGCACGCUGAAGGUGAGAGUGCGGUGGUGGUCUGUGGACCGCGAGGACUAGCUGCUGAUGUGCGACAUAGUGUGGUGUCGUUGAGUGAUGAGCGAGCUGUGCAUAAGGGUACGGGUGCACAGGGGAUAUAUCUUCAUGUUGAGAAUUUUGGAUGGUAG
This is a messenger RNA of Talaromyces stipitatus ATCC 10500, 2165 nucleotides long. Its product is annotated as metalloreductase, putative. The record is from RefSeq and is a predicted model, not a curated record. Gene Ontology annotation, molecular function: ferric-chelate reductase activity. The transcript has 2 exons. NCBI's taxonomy places the organism in Eukaryota, Fungi, Ascomycota, Eurotiomycetes, Eurotiales, Trichocomaceae. The coding region runs from base 123 to 2165 and encodes 680 amino acids. Gene Ontology annotation, cellular component: plasma membrane. Gene Ontology annotation, biological process: iron ion transport; copper ion import; intracellular iron ion homeostasis.